Molecule: messenger RNA, 2530 nt
Organism: Biomphalaria glabrata
Lineage: Eukaryota; Metazoa; Mollusca; Gastropoda; Planorbidae
Product: cysteine-rich protein 2-binding protein-like
Exons: 18
Coding region: 160-2487 (775 amino acids)
Molecular function (GO): acyltransferase activity, transferring groups other than amino-acyl groups
Source: RefSeq, a predicted model, not a curated record
CAAAAGUUGUACGUAGAUUAGUUACGAAAAUGGAAUCGAAAUUUGUAUAUAUAUAACUUUGAUGACUACCACUGUACUGUACGAGUAGUAGGUAUAGAUCUAGAAUUCUAGAACCAGAUCUAACUACAAGUAUAAUUCUAUAUUGCAAAGCAACUUAAAAUGGAGGAAAGCGAUAAAACACUUUCAUCGUCUUGUGCAUAUUGUGAAGAAAAUGUUGCUGAUUGGAAUGAAAUCCUUUGCUACAAGUGUGAUAUUUGUGAGAAAUAUGUGCACUAUGGCUGUAUUCGGAGUAGCCAGCCAUCUCCUCUCUUGGGGGACACUUUUUUCAGUUUUAAAUGUGAAAACUGUGGAGAUGAAAAGAAAGAAGAAUUUGAGCGCAUCAACAUUUCUUGGCUCAACGUUGUCCUGUUAACACUUUAUAAUCUUCAGAAAACUGGGCAAGGAAAAUGUGGUUUCUUUCAUUGGAAAAACCAUAUCUGUGUUUUUAUUGAAACACAUUGGACAACAUUCUUUGGUUUCUCAAGGAAGAGAACAACAUUAUGGAUGGGAACUGUAGCUGGAACUUUGUCUUCUGGCUGUCCACAUCAUUUCAUUUCAGGGGCAAAAGUUUUGGAACAGGGCUAUUGGCAGUUAGCAGUAUUUAAGCCCCCUUUGCCUCGUUCUGAAAAGAAGAAAACUUGUAAAAAGAAAAGCCAUAUCACAGAGACUCCGGUGGAACUAUUUCCUGAAAGCAGAAGGUGCAAGCGAGCUGCUGAGAAUUCAUUGGUGGCAGCUAUUCAGUUAAAAGAGAAAAGAACAACUUUAACAGCUCCUAACAAGAAAAACUCCAAUGUUUCAAAAGAUGAUCAGUCAUCUCUGUCUUCCCCAUCUCACCAAAAAAAGGAGAAAGUUGGCAAAAGAAAGAAAGUUUCUCAAAUGUCUACCUCAUUUGUGAGUAAUAGUGUUAGCACAACAGAUCUCAACUCUUCACUGGAAGGCCUUGGUGGAUUGUGCACCUCAGAUGACAGUAACAGCAUGCCAUCCUCUGAGUUGUCCAUCACUACAUCCUCUUCUUUCUCCUCAUUGCAACACUCACCGAGAAAUUUCAGAAACACUCAAGAUCUUGUGGAUGUGGCAGUAGAUGAAUAUGAUGACCUUGACAUUGAUAUAGGCUCAACGACUAUGUCAGAUGGUAUAUUUGAUUUGAGGCCUCAAAGUCCUGACAUUUCAGAUAUUUUUUAUAUGGAAAGCGAUUCUGCAAGUUUUUCAAGCAAUGCUCCAUCCUGUUCAAUAAAACAUUCAGGAACCCCCCUUCAAGAGAGAGAUGAAGAAGUGAUCAAACAGGAGCCCCAGUCUGAUACAGAGUCUGAAGACCCUAGUGAAGAGGAUGGAGAGGACUCACAAAUUGAUGGUUCUGGGGAGAAUGUGUCCAAGACUGGUUCAGCGUCAAAUGUUGAACAAGAGAAGAGCACAAACAAAGGAAGGCCACGUAAAAGAAGGCGCCUGGAUGAUGCUCAGCCUAUUGAGCCACCUAGAUUAAAACGAGUCAGUGUUUUUGAGGAAGGGGAACUUCUUCAAAAGCUCAAUUUGUUGGCAUCAAAGCAAACCUUGAAACCUGAACUUGCACAACUCAGGCGAAAACUUAUUUGUAAUCAGACCAAUCGUGAGUAUGGUUUACCUGUGUUUGAUUUGGAGAUCCAAAUGGAAAAAUUAGCUAAAAUGGAGUCUCUGCCUAAGGCUCCUGAAAGUGAUGCUAAAUCUUUUUUCCCAAAGCUUUCAAUCAAGUCAGAUCAAUUCAAGGAGACUCGAGACUUAGAUAGAUUUAUGAUGCAUUCUAGUGAUAAAAGAAAUGAGCAUAGGACCUACACCAGUUUUCAACAAAGACUUGUUGGUCUUGCAGACCAUGAGUUAAAGCCAGUUGUCAGUCCUUACACCACCAGGGUUCUUUUGCCAUUUAUUUGGCGCAAUUAUAAUGCCAGCAGAAAGCCAUUAAAGAUGAGAUUAUUACAAGAAAUUCAAGCUUAUCCCCACAAACAUGAUCCGUCCUGGGUUGCUCCGCCUUGUCCCCCUAUAGACUACUGUUAUGUCAGAGCAGAGCACAUUCCAUCUGUCAAUGCACUGUGUAGGGAACAUUUUUGGCCUGGAAUUGACAUGUCAGAGUGUCUUCAGUACCCAGACUUUAGUUGUGUUGUUCUCUACAGGAAAAUUGUGAUAGCCUUUGCUUUCAUGGUUCCGGAUCGAGGCUACAAUGAAGCCUACAUAUCCUUUAUUUUUACACAUCCAGAGUGGAGGGGUGCAGGAAUUGCCAAGUUUAUGUUGUAUCACCUUAUUCAGACUUGUAUGGGUAAAGAUGUCCUGCUUCAUGUCUCUGUCACCAAUCCUGCAAUGUUGCUGUAUCAAGAGUUUGGUUUCAAGUGCCAAGAAUUAAUACUCAACUUUUACUAUAAAUAUUUCCCACUCAAUUGUAAAGACUCAACACACGCAUUUCUUAUGAGGCUCAGUAGAUGAUAUUUGUACAGUUUUAACACAAUAAACUAUUUUGUUAACAAUU